Indicator indicator is the source of this 813-nucleotide messenger RNA. It is a transcript of the gene ANAPC13, whose product is annotated as anaphase promoting complex subunit 13. The transcript is spliced from 4 exons. The record is from RefSeq and is a predicted model, not a curated record. Gene Ontology annotation, cellular component: anaphase-promoting complex. NCBI's taxonomy places the organism in Eukaryota, Metazoa, Chordata, Aves, Piciformes, Indicatoridae. Gene Ontology annotation, biological process: protein K11-linked ubiquitination. The coding region runs from base 291 to 515 and encodes 74 amino acids.
CGUGCCGCCUUUGAGGUUAACUAACUACCGGGAGCUCCGUGCCGGCUGCUGUCCUGUGGGAGCCAGGCGGGGCAGGCUCUGAGGUUUUUGCCAUCAUUUGAGGUGCCAUCAGAUGCUCUGUGCUGACUCCAGGCUGGCAGAGGUGUGGGCAAAUCGUGGCACCGACAGGGGGCUGAAGGCAAGCAGGCAGCAAACAAUCAGCAACAACUCUGUGCAGAGCCGGACAGCACAGGGCAGCUCCAGGUCCUCGAGCUCACUCAGAGGAGACUUCUGAAGGUCUGGCUGCAGGGAUGGACAGCGAGGUGCAGCGGGACGGCAGGAUCCUGGACCUGAUCGACGACGCCUGGAGAGAGGACAAACUGCCCUACGAGGAUGUGGCCAUCCCCCUGAAUGAGCUCCCUGAACCAGAGCAAGACAAUGGUGGCACAACUGAGUCUGUGAAGGAGCAAGAAAUGAAGUGGACAGAUCUGGCUCUGCAGUACCUCCAUGAAAAUGUCCCAGCCACAGGCAACUGAUGAAGCCCUUGGGCUUCAGACAGGCAACAGGAACUGCCCUGCCCUGCCCUGCUAAGCACUGCUGCACAGGCUCCUUUCAGGAGGAAACAACUCUGCUGGCACAGGCUCUGCUGCUCUGAAAGUGGCUCUGCUCACAGUGACCAGGCCCAGCUGGGGAUGAAGCAGCUGUGGGCAGCUGACUGCUCAGAGCUGCUAUCAGACUGUGCCCUCCCAGCCUUCUUUUCAGCUCUCCUGGUCACUUGUUCUGCAGUUGGUGCCAGUUUGAUCUUCAGUGUUCUCUACAUGUGAUAAAUGAAGU